Molecule: messenger RNA, 1761 nt
Organism: Grammomys surdaster
Lineage: Eukaryota; Metazoa; Chordata; Mammalia; Rodentia; Muridae
Gene: Hspa6
Product: heat shock protein family A (Hsp70) member 6
Biological process (GO): cellular response to unfolded protein; protein refolding
Cellular component (GO): cytoplasm; vesicle; blood microparticle
Molecular function (GO): ubiquitin protein ligase binding; ATP hydrolysis activity; misfolded protein binding
Source: RefSeq, a predicted model, not a curated record
AUGGGCGCACCACUCUGCACUCCACCUCUCUGGAUCGCUAGGUCCGAAUCUUCUGCCAGAGUCAGCACGGUCGUCGUCGAAGCCGAGUCAGAGGGUUCGGAGCCAGAAGCCAUAGUCACGUCUGCCCCUAGGGAAGUGACUUUCCGCCUCGAUCUGGGCACGGCGACCUCGUGCCUGGGAGUGUUCCUGCAGAGCUGGGUGGAGAUCCUUGCCAAUGACCAGGGCAACCGCACCAGGCGCUACGUGGUCUUCACCGACAUCCUGAACGCGCUCCACACGGUGUUCGACACCAAAACGCUGAUAAGCUGCAAGUUCACAGAAGCGACUGUGCAGCCAGAGAAGAAACACUGGCUCGUUUGGGUGGCGAGCGAUGGCGGUAAGCCCAAAGUGCAAGUGUUCUAAGGCCGGUGAGGUAGUGGCGCUCAUGGUGCCUGCUACUUCAACGACUCGCAGCGCCAGGCGACCAAAGACGGGUGGGGUGGAGUGGCAUCAUGAGACGUGCUUAGGAUCAUUAAAGAGCCUACUGCAGUCGCCAUCACCUACCAUCUGGACCAGCCGAGUGCUGGAGAGAGCAACAUGCUCAGUGUUUUGUUUGGUUUUUGUAGCGGCACUUUCAAUGUCUCAGACCUAACUAUUCACGCUGGCGUCUUCGAGGUGAAGGCCACAGCUGGAGAUCUCACUCAUCUAGGUGGAGGGGACUUACCCAACCAGAUGCUGACCGAUUGGAUGGAAGAGUUCUGGGGCAAGCAUGGGAAAGAUGGGAACGGAAACAAGACGACACUUCGCAGAUUAUGCACUGCCUGUGAGCGAGCCAAACGCUUGCUGUCCUCCAGCACCCAGUCUACCUUGGGGACUAACACCUUGUUCCAAGGUGUGGGCGUCUACACGUCCGUUAGUCGUGCCCACUUUGAGGAACUGUGCUCAGACCUUUUCUGCAGUCCCCUGGAGCCUGCAGAGAAGGCCCUGAGUGAUGCCAAACCGACCAAGGCCCAUUAAAUCCACGAGGUCAUCCUGGUGGAUGGUUCUACCUGUAUCUCUAAGGUGCAGAAGCAUCUAUAAGCCUUCUUCAGCAGCAAGGAGCUGAACAAGAACAUCGACCCUGAAGAGGCUGUGGCUCAUGGGGCUGCAGUGUAGAUGGCUGUGUUGAUGGAAGACAAGUGUGAGAAGAUACAGAAUCUCCUCCUGCUGAGUGUGGCACCCCUGUCCCUGGAGCUGGAGACAGUGAUGACCACAUUGAUCCGGUGGAAUGUCACCAUCCCUACUAAACAGACCCAAGCCUUCCCUGCUUACUCAGACAACCAACCUGGAUUCCAGGCAUAUGAGAAAGAGAGGGCUGUGACAAAGGACGACAACCUGCCGGGCAGCUUCGAGUUCAGUGGUAUUCUCCCUGCCCCACAUGCAGUCCCUUGGAUGGAAGAUUUUGACAUAGAUGCCAGUGUCUGAGUCGACACUGACUGGAGUACAGGCAAGGCUAACAAGAGUACCGUCACCAAUGACAAAAGCCAGCUCAGCAAGGGGGAGAUGGAGAGGAUGGUUCUAGAGGUACAGUGCAAGGCUAAGGAUGAGGGCCAGAUGGUCAGAGUGGCUGCCGACAAUUCCUUGGAAGUCCAGAUUAUCCGAAUGAAGAGUUCCUUGCAGGGAGAUAGCCUUAGGGAAAAGACGCUGGCCCGGCUAGAACACAACCAGUUAGCUGACCAGGAGUGUGAACAUCAGAGGAGGGCGCUGCCACAAAUGUGCUGCCCCAUCUUCUCUAGGUUUUAG